AUCGUUAUCAUCAAUCAAUCUAUAAUUUCCAUAACCCAAAUACAGAGGAGAAGAGAGGCUCACACUCAUACCAUUAGACAAAGACAGAGACAAACCUGAGACCUCGGAUACCUUCAACAACCCCCAAAUCUCUGAUUUACUUCGUCUAAAACACACAGAGAGCGUUAGAAUAUUCCCCAUCAUUUUCUUUCUCUCUAAACCCCACUAGACAAGCACAAGAUUACUCCUUUCUUUCCCUCUCUCCUACUAGAGCUCAACGUUCUCUUGAUUGGAAUGGAAGCUAAGUUUCUCUGAUACACACAAGGAGUGUGAAGGGAAAGACAUUAACAGCAAUACCCAGAAAGCUUUUCUUAAAGACCCAGCAAAAUCCACACCUUUGGUUCCUCAAUACGCCCUCUCUUUAUACAGUCAUAACCCUUUUUUUGGUUAUUUAAUCUGGGUGUUUUUCUUUUUCUUUUUUGAUGGGUUUGAGCUUGGAAGCAAUGUGGCUCGAAUUGGAGAUUUUCUAGGCUCUUUUCGUGGAUGGUAUUUUGUUUUUGAUCUUAAAAGGCAAUGGCGCUGUUCAGGAAGUUCUUUUAUCGGAAGCCACCAGAUGGGCUUCUGGAGAUCUCUGAAAGGGUUUACGUCUUUGAUUGCUGCUUUACCACCGAUGUUUGGGAAGGAGAUGAAUACAAAGUCUAUAUAGGAGGCAUAGUGGGUCAACUUCGUGAUCACUUUCCUGAUGCUUCGUUUAUGGUCUUCAACUUCCGAGAGGGAGAUAACCAAAGCCAAAUUGCUAAUAUAUUGUCGGACUAUGAUAUGACAGUAAUGGACUAUCCUCGACACUAUGAAGGUUGUCCUUUGCUCACAAUGGAAAUGGUUCACCAUUUCUUGAGAUCUAGUGAGAGUUGGCUUUCACUUGGGCAGCAAAAUUUGCUCUUGAUGCAUUGUGAGCGAGGUGGGUGGCCAGUUUUGGCAUUCAUGCUAGCUGCCCUAUUGAUUUAUCGGAAGCAAUUCAAUGGGGAACAAAAGACGUUGGACAUGAUUUACAAACAAUCGCCUCGGGAACUUCUUCAAUUCAUGUCCCCAUUAAACCCAAUGCCGUCACAGUUGAGAUAUCUCCAAUAUGUCUCAAGAAGAAAUGUUGGCUCAGAAUGGCCUCCCUUGGAUAGAGCCCUUACAUUGGACUGUAUCAUUCUGAGAUUCAUUCCAAAUGUGGAUGGAGAGGGAGGUUGUCGUCCGCUAUUUAGAAUAUAUGGACAAGAUCCUUUCAUGGCUGCUGAUCGGACUCCAAAAGUUUUGUUCUCAACUCCAAAGAAAAGCAAAUUGGUUAGGCACUACAAGCAGGCAGAAUGUGAAUUAGUGAAAAUUGAUAUCCAUUGUCAUAUCCAAGGUGAUGUUGUUCUUGAGUGCAUCACAUUGGAGAACGAUUUGGAACGAGAAGAAAUGAUGUUUAGAGUCAUGUUCAAUACAGCCUUUAUAAGAUCAAACAUUUUGAUGCUCAACCGUGAUGAAAUUGACAUCUUAUGGAAUGCUAAAGACCACUUUCCCAAGGACUUUAGAGCAGAGGUUAUUUUUUCAGAGAUGGAUACUGUCACGUCUUUAGUUUCUGUUGAUUUGCCUGGCCUUGAGGAUAAAGAAGGUCUUCCCAUUGAAGCCUUUGCAAAAGUUCAGGAGAUAUUUUGCAAUGUGGAUUGGCUAGAUCCAAAAACAGAUGUAGCACUUAACGUGCUCCAACAAAUCUCUACAUCAAAUGUCCUACAUGGAAAGUUGGACAGUGUAUCUGCUCAAAUUGCUGAAAUAGGCAACGAGUUUCGAGAAUCAACUCCUAAUCAAGUUAAAGUUGAACCAAAGGCAUCAGAAAGCAACAUUCACAACCUCAGAUCCACAAGUCAAGGAAAGCAAUCCAUGCCCUUGUUUGAACCAUCCAUAGAUGAUAAUCUUAUUAGAAAAAAAAUGGAAAGCCAAGAAUUGCGAGAUACAAAUUCAGUUGGGAAGAAGAACAAAAAUAUAACUAAAAACCAGACAGAUAUGCAAGAGUUACAGAUUGCUUUCCAACGGCCCUCCCAGCCUAAGAUCAUUUCUCAAAGAGUACCUCAAGCUUCUUUGUCUUCUCCAGUUUCAUACAGUAGUUCCUUACAAGGAUCACCAGUGCCUAUAUCGAGAUAUCAAAGUGCGCCCUCUGCUCUUGGAAUCACAGCUCUAUUACAUGACCAUGCAGCAUCUAAUAAGGAAGAGGAAAUUACACAUCCAGUGACUUUAGCACCUAGUUCUACUUUACCUAAACUUGUAAAGCCAGAUAAUGUGUCUGUAUCAACACCCCCGCCUCUGCAAUCUCUACAUUCUCUGCCAAACACAAAAGCUACUUAUCCUGAAAUCACAUUGUUGAAUACUUCUGCGCCAGCUUCAAUUCCUUGUCCUUCACAUCUGCCUACUUUAUUGGAGGCAUCCCCUUCUUUCUUUGUCAAGAACUUAACUCCCCCACCACCGUCUUCGUCUUUGAGGGAAUCCCUAUCUCUUGCUAUGGAUUUCAUUCCCACUCCUCCUAUACCACCUCCUUUUCCAGGAACAUCUCCAUCAUCAAAUCUUAAAAGCUCAUUUUCUGCACCAACCCCACCUCCCCCACCUCCAAUAAUAUCUCCAUCAGUCACUAGUAAGACUUCUUUUUCUACUCCUCCCUGUCCUCCACCUCCACCUCCACCUCCUGCUUCAGUUUCUUGUUCAAAUUCUUCCUUGCUGUCUUUGAAGAGCACAGCAAUCAAAUCUGCCCCCCCACCGCCACCGCCACCUCCUAAGCCUCUAGGGACCAAGUCAAGUUCCAUGACUUCUUCAGCACCUCCACCUCCAACUUCUGCAUCAAGGGAUUCUGUGGGUAAAAAGCAUGCAACCACCCUAGCUGUACCACCUCCUCCAGCUCCUCUUAUCAAUGGUGUGUCAAAAGCUAGUACUGCCUCUCCACAAUCUCAUUCUGCUGUUAGUAACGGUAAUGUGCCUUCAAUUCCUGGACCUCCUUCUAGUAUUCUAUUAAGUGGAAAAGGACGUGGCCUCUCACGUCCAAGUCCUAGAAAUCAAGCUCAACCUAAAAAGACUAAUCUGAAGCCGUAUCAUUGGUUAAAACUAACAAGAGCCAUGCAAGGAAGUCUAUGGGAUGAGAUACAAAAAACUGAUGAAGCUUCCAAGGCUCCAGAAUUUGACAGGUCAGAACUUGAGAGUCUUUUCUCUGCAGCUGUGCCAAAUUCAGAUCAGGGAAGCCCAGGUGGGAAGUCAAAUCGACGGGCAUCAGGACCAAAGACUGAGAAAGUUCAACUGAUUGAGCUUAGACGAGCAUAUAAUUGUGAAAUAAUGCUUUCUAAAGUGAAAGUACCUCUGCCUGAUUUGAUGAGUUCAUUACUUGCUUUGGAUGAGUCAACGUUAGAUGGGGAUCAGAUUGAGAACCUCAUAAAAUUCUGUCCAACAAAAGAAGAGAUGGACUUGCUUAAGAAUUAUAAUGGAGCUAAGGAAAACUUGGGGAAAUGCGAACAGUUCUUUUUAGAAUUGAUGAAAGUGCCACGGGUAGAGGCGAAGCUGAGGGUUUUCUCAUUUAAAAUACAAUUUAGUUCCCAGGUAUCUGACCUUAGAAAUAAUUUGAAUAUUGUCAAUUCUGUGGCAGAAGAGAUCAGAAAUUCAGUUAAGUUGAAAAGGAUCAUGCAGACCAUUCUUUCUCUUGGCAAUGCUCUAAACCAUGGAACUGCAAGAGGUUCUGCUAUUGGGUUUCGACUCGAUAGUCUGCUGAAGCUAACUGAUACACGUGCUCAAAACAACAAGAUGACUCUGAUGCAUUAUCUUUGUAAGGUUCUAGCUGAAAAGCUGCCAGAUCUCCUUGAUUUCCCUAAAGAUCUUGUUAGUUUGGAAAGUUCAACUAAGAUACAGUUGAAAUAUUUGGCAGAAGAAAUGCAAGCCAUUAGUAAAGGAUUGGAAAAGGUUGUACAAGAGUUGACCGCUUCAGAAAAUGAUGGUCCUGUCUCAGCAAAUUUUUGCAAGUCAUUAAAGGAGUUCCUCAGUCAUGCUGAAGCUGAAGUGAGGUCGUUGGCUUCACUUUAUUCUAGUGUGGGACGAAAUGCAGAUGCAUUGGCUCUUUAUUUUGGGGAAGAUCCAGCUCGUUGCCCAUUUGAGCAAGUCGUAUCGUCAAUGCUCAACUUUGUGAGGAUGUUCAUCCGAGCACACGGUGAGAACCGUAAGCAUCUUGAAUUCGAAAAGAAAAAGGCACAAAAGGAGGUUGAAAAUGAAAAGAUGAAGCUGGGUGCCUCCAAGAAGGAACCUCAACACCUGAUACAAACUUCUCUCAAGAGUGGGCACAUAAAAUAGCACCUGAGUGGUUACAUUAUAUGACUGGAACCGUUCGCCAAUCGGUUAAGUUAAUUGGUCAAUGAAUGAAAACAUCUUCAACUAUUAUAGGAGAACAAACUUGAAAGUUUGAAAAUAAUAAUAAUAAGGGUUUCUGGUGACUGAUGACAAUGUUAAUAUCAUCCAAUAAUGCUGGUCACAUACGGUAAGUAUCUUUUUAUUACACUUUUGAAGCUUUACAUCAAGGUUAUCUGUUGUGUGGUUGAACUGAGCAUAACAUGGUAUACUCACUCGCUGUUUUUGAAGCAACAGAGCAGGAUUUUGUGGAAGCAUUGUUGGCCUAACCAUAAGUGACUCGUAAGAUAUCUUCAGUUGCUCAACUAGAUGUAAUAAUUUUUUUUUUCUUUCUUACCAUAAUUUUAUUAUUAUUAUUUUUUGUUCUUAUAUAUAUUUCUUCUUCUUCUUCUUCUGUAAUCUGUAAAUUCUUCAAGUAUAUGGGAUGUAAAUGGUUAUAUAAUUCAAUUUUUUGUAGUUCAUUAUGGUGAAAUAGAUCGAAUAAAAACUAACAAGUCAAUCAGAAACUUAGGACCCGUUUGCUUUCCUAUCAAUUUUCAAUACAAGAUGAUUUA
This is a messenger RNA of Humulus lupulus (European hop), 4931 nucleotides long. Its product is annotated as formin-like protein 18. The coding region runs from base 553 to 4323 and encodes 1256 amino acids. The transcript has 17 exons. The record is from RefSeq and is a predicted model, not a curated record. Lineage: Eukaryota; Viridiplantae; Streptophyta; Magnoliopsida; Rosales; Cannabaceae.